Messenger RNA from Papilio machaon (common yellow swallowtail), 1554 nucleotides. It is a transcript of the gene kra, whose product is annotated as protein krasavietz. Gene Ontology annotation, molecular function: protein binding. The transcript has 12 exons. Gene Ontology annotation, cellular component: cytoplasm; membrane. Lineage: Eukaryota; Metazoa; Arthropoda; Insecta; Lepidoptera; Papilionidae. The record is from RefSeq and is a predicted model, not a curated record. The coding region runs from base 152 to 1411 and encodes 419 amino acids.
GACAUCCGGUGACUCCAUACACGUUGUCUCUAGUUCUCGAGGGAAUAGAGAUCGUUGCAGCGUUUCUUUCUUUUCUGAACAGGCGCAGUCCGAGAGAACUCGCAAAAGGAGUAAAAGGCUCCUACGUAACCUGUCACUACCAAUAUAUUGUAUGAGUCAGAAGGUAGAAAAACCAGUAUUAUCGGGUCAACGGAUCAAGACCAGAAAAAGAGAUGAGAAAGAGAAAUACGACCCUAACGGGUUCCGCGACGCGCUGGUGCAAGGGCUGGAGCGCGCCGGCGGCGAUCUGGAGGCGGCCUACAAGUUCCUAGACGCCGCCGGCUCCAAGCUCGACUACCGCCGCUAUGGGGAGGUCAUCUUUGACGUGCUCAUCGCCGGCGGCCUGCUGCUCCCCGGCGGGUCGGUGUCGAUGGACGGCGAGACCCCGAAGACUAACACGUGCAUCUUCUCUGCCAGCGAGGACAUGGAAACCAUGCGCAACUUCGAACAGGUCUUUGUCAAGCUCAUGCGUCGGUACAAGUAUUUGGAAAAAAUGUUUGAAGAAGAAAUGAAAAAGGUCCUUGUUUAUUUGAAAGGCUUUGAACCUCAACAGCGCAUCAAACUGGCUCGUAUGACUGCACUAUGGAUUGGUAAUGGCUGCGUGCCGCCGUCGGUGCUGCUGGUGCUGGUGAACGAGCACCUGCUGAAGGAUAACCUGGCGCUGGAGUUUGUGCUGGAGGUGUUCUCUACUGUGAAACAGGAGCGCGGCGUCGCCUCACUCGUCACCGCACUCAAGAAGGGACAGCUUGAGGGCAGGUUGUUAGAGUUCCUGCCGCUGAACCGUCGCAGUGAGGAAGUGCUGGCGUCGUCUUUCGCGUCGCGUGGUCUCGCUGAACUGCUGCGGCUGCAUCGUGCUCAGGCCUCGCAGGAGGCUCGUCGUGAGCUGACAGCGGCGCUGCUGGACGAGCUGGCGGAGGACAAGCCGAUACGAGACCUCAUACAGGAGCUGCGUGAUAUGGCACAAAAACAUGCCAUACCUGACCAUGAGAUCGUCGCCAUUAUCUGGCAGUGUGUGAUGUCCCGAGGAGAGUGGAACAAGAAGGAGGAGCUGUUGGCGGAGCAGGCUGCCAAACAUUUGCGUCACUACACGCCGCUGCUCGCUGCCUUUGCGCACUCCGCUAAGGCAGAGAUUGCUUUAUUGACCAAGGUGCAAGAAUAUUGCUACGAGAACAUGAGCUUUAUGCGCGCGUUCAGCAAGCUGGUGCUGAUGCUGUACAAGACGAAUGUGCUGUCGGAGGAGGUGAUCCUCAAGUGGUACCGUGAGCCCAACUCCACCAAGGGCAAGGUCAUGUUCCUCGACCAGAUGAAGAAGUUUGUCGAGUGGCUGCAGAGCGCAGAAGAGGAGUCUGAAAGUGGUGAAGACGAAGAUUAGAUUAAGAGCAGCGUGAGACUGAACCCUACACAAACAAGCGCGCCGUCCCCACUCCGCAUACCACUAACAGACAAACAGACAGACAAACAGCGGGCGGCGCCCCGCAACCCCACCCCGCGCCCUCACGCCCCCACACCCCCACA